This is a messenger RNA of Exophiala viscosa, 1758 nucleotides long. Its product is annotated as major facilitator superfamily domain-containing protein. The transcript has 2 exons. Gene Ontology annotation, biological process: transmembrane transport. The coding region runs from base 1 to 1758 and encodes 585 amino acids. Gene Ontology annotation, molecular function: transmembrane transporter activity. Gene Ontology annotation, cellular component: membrane. Lineage: Eukaryota; Fungi; Ascomycota; Eurotiomycetes; Chaetothyriales; Herpotrichiellaceae. The record is from RefSeq and is a predicted model, not a curated record.
AUGGCGCCAACCUCCAACCCACGCAUUACUACGCUCGACUUCGACGCCAACCGCAGAACAAGACGACACUCGCAUGGUUCACGACCGAGCGUUGGCGAUGAUGACUUUGAUUUCAUGGGUCAAGUCGCCGAGGAGAUCAUUGAGCGGGAUCGUUUGCGAAUGCGUAGAGAGGUCAUGCGAGUUCUGAGCUUUGUCUCCGCCGUUCUAAUGUGUCUAUGCGCCGGAUCUAUCACUUCCUUCUCGCUGUAUGGCGCCCGGUUCUUGACCGACCUUCAUUACACCCAAUUCCGGGUCAAUGCCGUAUCCAUAACCGCCGAACUCGCCAUGUACCUUCCAGUCCCUCUUUUUGGCUACCUCUGCGAUCGGUAUUCUCCUCCGCCGUUAUCUUUCCUUGCCUCCAUUCUGUUCGGCGCAGGAUAUCUGUUGGCCGCAUACACAUAUAAGGCAGGCCCACCUCCAGACGCUGCGAAACACGGGGAAGGGUGGCCGUUCGGAGUCAUGAUUCUGGCGUUUGUCGGCAUUGGCGCAGGAACCAGUUGCAUGUACUUGUCAGCCGUUGCAACGUGUGCGAAGAACUUUUCGAACGCAAAAUACCGUGGGCUCAUGCUGGCCGUGCCAAUUGCAGCGUUUGGUCUCAGUGGAAUGUGGGAGAGCCAGAUUGGCGCUCACCUGCUGUACCAGAAACUACCCAACGGACAGAAGGGCGAGGUCGACGUAUUCAAGUACUUCAUAUUCCUUGCCGGCACGCUCAUUGGGGUAGGUCUAUUGGGAACACUGGGCUUACAAAUUAUCAACGAAGAAGAGCUCAUCGAGCAGGGUGUCGAAGCGCUCGAACGGAGCGGUCUAUUGGAGGAGAGCGAGUUCUUCCGUGACUCGGACACUGGAUCGCCCGUCAACUACGGCGGCAUUGAACCUCAUUCGGGUAGUGCUACUCCUUCAGACGACGGCUCGGAGGAUCGUGACCUCGACCUCUCAGAAUCUCAAAUGCUUAAGAGACAUGAGCAAGAUCAGCGCCUUCGCAAGAAGAAGUGGUGGCUCUUGAACCAUGCGACGCGCAGCUUCCUGACCGACCGGACCAUGUGGCUCCUUGCUGCCGGAUUUCUUUUGCUCACAGGCCCUGGGGAAGCGUACAUCAACAACCUGGGCACCAUCAUCCCCACACUAACGCCCAAGAGCUAUUUCGACCUGACGAAGCCUCCCGCCGGCCAUGCAUCGACGCACGUGAGUAUCAUCGCGGUUGCGUCGACCUUUGCACGCCUGUUCACGGGUUCAUUGUCCGACCUCUUCUCGCCACCCUCUCAGCCGGAGAACCCGCCAUCCACUCGUGUCAGCUUUUCACGUCUGGUCCUGCUGUUGCCAUCGGCGUUCUUGUUGCUUCUAUCCUUUCUCAACCUCGCGCUACCGUUCCUUACGCCUAGCAACCCGAGCCUGUUCCUUCUCUCUUCUGGACUGCUUGGUCUAGGAUACGGCGCAUCAUUCUCUCUCGUGCCCAUUAUCAUCUCGGUGGUCUGGGGCGUUGAAAAUUUUGCGACGAAUUGGGGUUUCGUGGCCAUGAUGCCCGCUGGUGGUGCGGCGCUCUGGAGUAUCGUGUACUCUGCAGCUUAUUCGCAUGCGAGUCAAGGCGUUGGAGAGGGGGAGUGUAGAGGGUAUUCAUGCUUCGGCGCGUGGGCGUGGGGCUGCGCUGCGAGUGUUGCUGUGGCCAUCGUGCUGUGGUGUCUCGCCUGGAGGACUUGGAAAAGGAGGAAUGUCAUCGUCUAG